Molecule: messenger RNA, 2334 nt
Organism: Haliotis rubra (blacklip abalone)
Lineage: Eukaryota; Metazoa; Mollusca; Gastropoda; Lepetellida; Haliotidae
Product: probable E3 ubiquitin-protein ligase RNF144A
Exons: 9
Coding region: 153-1061 (302 amino acids)
Biological process (GO): positive regulation of proteasomal ubiquitin-dependent protein catabolic process; protein polyubiquitination; ubiquitin-dependent protein catabolic process
Cellular component (GO): cytoplasm; ubiquitin ligase complex
Molecular function (GO): ubiquitin conjugating enzyme binding; ubiquitin protein ligase activity; zinc ion binding
Source: RefSeq, a predicted model, not a curated record
CCAAACACUGAACCGAAGGUCUCGAGUCCAAUGAAACGAAAUGUUAACCAGGCCUAAUGAUGCGAUAUUUCAACCAACGUGAGAAUACGAUGGAAUUCUUUUUACUGGAAUAUAUGAUUUGAAGUAACUGAAGAGCAGUUUGACUGCCUGCAAUGAUGGCGACGUAUUCAGCGUCGCGGAGCUCGGUUGACCUGGCAAUCGACCCUCUGAUCACAUGCAAGCUGUGUCUGAUGGAGUGUCUCCUGCCAGAGAUGUACGAACUGCAUGACUGCAAGUGUCUGUACUGUGAGUCGUGUGUACGUCAGUACCUGACAGUGAUGAUCACCGAGGGCAACGUAUCCGAGAUCACGUGUCCAGAUGCUCAGUGUAAGAAGCAAGGCAAGAUCGAAGGUCCAGAGAUUAAAAAAAUGGUUGACCACACAACAUUUGAGAGAUACCAAAGAUUACGGUAUUUGAGGGAGGUUGACAUGGACCCCAACCGUACCUUCUGUCCCGAGGCUGGCUGUGAAACUGUCUGCCAUGUUUGCUCAAGUCCAACACCUCCCCCGGAGGAGAAUGUCCAUCCUUCACCUGUCCAGUGUCCAACAUGUGGUCUCAAGUUCUGUUCAAUAUGUAAAUCCAAAUGGCAUGCUGCCAAAACUUGUGAUGAGGUGAUGGCGUCUGGCAGACAGGAAGACCUCGGCAUUCCAUUCAGCAGUGCUGAAGAUGCGAAGAUCAAGCGGUGCCCCGUCUGCCAUGUGCCUAUAGAGAGAAAUGAUGGCUGUGCCCAGAUGAUGUGUAAGAGAUGCAAACAUGUUUUCUGCUGGUACUGCUUGGCGUCUCUAGAUGAUGACUUUCUGUUGCGGCAUUACGACAAGGGGCCAUGUAAAAACAAACUGGGACAUUCCAGAGCCUCUGUGAUAUGGCAUAGAACACAGGUGGUAGGUAUUUUCGCAGGUUUUGGCGUGCUUCUCUUGGUGGCAUCUCCCUUCCUCCUUCUUGCUGCACCAUGCAUCCUGUGCUGCAAGUGCAAGAUGUGCAAGUGUUGCGAAGACGAGGAAGGCGAUGGACUCGCUACUUGACACGGGAUGCCAUUGCAUGGUUGAAGUCAUUUCGGAGGAUAGUCAAGCCAAAUUGUUAUAGAAGCAAAAUAAUAUAUGUGACAUGACAGUGAAAUAUCCUCUUUUUGUACUUGUAUGGGAGUUCAAGGUGAAAUCUGAAAUAUUUCAAGAUAGGUGAGACUGGGAAAUGAGAUGUGACAAUAUAUUGAGAUAUCGCCAAGCAGGGAGAAGUCAGUGUGCUGGUUUGCAGUGUCACAUUCCCAUAUGGGUGAUCUCAAUGGCAACUCAUGGUGCAACAGUUAGCUAAGAGAAUAAGUAAUACUGUUUAACAUGCUGAUUGUAAGUAGACUUCUGUAGGAUUCAAAAGCCAAUUCUCAGCAUCAUGAAGCUCCAGGAGGCUUUGAAUUUUACUUAUUACCCUCUACCCAAUAACUGACUGCUGAGUAAAAUAUCCUUUAUUGUAUAGCAUUAAACAGAAGAGUCUAAUGAGUGCCCUGUUCCGUUAAAGAAAUUAUGGGAUGGUGUUUGCUAAGUCAAAACCAUCAUUUUUGGAGAGGGAACCCAAAGUUUUCUGACUGAAAUUUUCUUUGAACCCUGUGUUGUGACCAUAAGAAAUUUUGGUUCAACAAAUAUGCUGGUAGGCUGGACAACAAGUAUUGCUUAGAACCAUGAAUAGUCCUUUCAUGCAGUCCAGAUGGAUAUUUAAAAAUGUUAAAUUUAAAUAUCUUUGUUGUUUGAUUUUAACAAAAUUAAAGAGCAUAAAUUGGGAGAAUAUUUCCAUUAUAAACGUAUGCAUGUUUUAGAGUUGAGGAGCCAGUUUUGUGGAACCAUUGUGUUCUUCUGGCUUCCUGACAAACUAUAUUUGUCAGGUGUUAGUAGUGUGCUUUCUCUCAGACCACUGUUGCAUCAAAUGCAGUUUAGGUUGUAUAAUAUGUACAAAUAUAUAAAUAGCGUGUUGACAUUUAGUGUGCAACUGUAAGAACCCUAGCUGGAGCUGUGAUGUCAUGUCCAUUGUCUGUCUGGUCAGGACCUAGUAGAAAGUGAGUGUUACUGAUAGUUUGGUAUUUAUACUACAUAUACUGCCCAGCUGUUGUCAGGGAAAUCAGCCAGCCCAGUGUAGGACUGAGCGUCAGUUACUGGAGUUUAUGUCAUAAGUAUUCAUUUAUUGCCCUUGAGUCUGUUCUGCUAGAGCUGUCAUUAGUGUGUGUUUCAUAUUGAGUGAGUGAGUUUAGUUUUACGCCACAUUCGGCAAUAUUCCAGCUAUACGGCGGCUUUGUAAUAAUCAAGCGUGGAC